Callithrix jacchus (white-tufted-ear marmoset) is the source of this 554-nucleotide messenger RNA. RefSeq names its product thymosin beta 10 (gene TMSB10). NCBI's taxonomy places the organism in Eukaryota, Metazoa, Chordata, Mammalia, Primates, Cebidae. Gene Ontology annotation, cellular component: cytoplasm. Gene Ontology annotation, biological process: actin filament organization; regulation of cell migration. The record is from RefSeq and is a predicted model, not a curated record. Gene Ontology annotation, molecular function: actin monomer binding.
CGCCCCUCGGGUGCCAGCACCGCCCCCGCUGCGGCGGGUGAGGGGCGGGGCGGGGCGCGGCGUAUAUAAGGCUAGGGGCGGGCGCCGCUCUUUUGUCUCUUGCUGCAGCAAAGCGAGUGGGAGCACCGGGAGCCCGAUCUUGGAGCGGGACCGUACGGAUUGUUUUUAGAAAAUGGCAGACAAACCAGAUAUGGGAGAAAUCGCCAGCUUCGAUAAGGCCAAGCUGAAGAAAACGGAGACGCAGGAGAAGAACACCCUGCCGACCAAAGAGACCAUUGAGCAGGAGAAGCGGAGUGAAAUUUCCUAAGAGCCUGGAGGAUUUCCUGCCCCCGUCAUCUUCGAGACCCUAGUCCUGAUGUGGAGGAAGAGCCACCUGCAAGAUGGACACGAGCCACAAGCUGCACUGUGAACCUGGGCACUCCGCGCCGAUGCCACCGGCCUGUGGGUCUCUGAAGGGACCCCCCCCAAUCGGACUGCCAAAUUCUCCGGUCUGCCCCGGGAUAUUAUAGAAAAUUAUUUGUAUGAAUAAUGAAAAUAAAACACACCUCGUGGCA